AUGAGGCCGCAGGAGCCGCCGCCGCAGGGCGGCCCCGCGCUGCCGGCGCUGGAGACGCUGAAGCAGCGGGCGUGCGAGAGCGUGGAGCUGAACGCGGCGCGGCUGGGCGCGCUGAGCCGCGACAUCUGGAGCCGGCCCGAGCUGGCCUACGAGGAGCACCAGGCGCACGACACCAUGACCCGGUUCUUCUCCAGCCGGGAGCUGCCGGGCGCCGCCUGGGCCGUGCAGCCGCGCUACGCGCUGGGCACGGCCUUCCGCGCCGAGUGGGGCACGGCCGCCCCUCGGGGCCCGGGCCCGGGCCCGCGGCCGCUCCGCGUCGCCUUCCUCUGCGAGUACGACGCUUUGCCCGGCAUCGGGCACGCCUGCGGGCACAACCUGAUCGCCGAGGUGGGGGCCGCCGCCGCCCUGGGGCUGAAGGCCGCCCUGGAGAGCCUGCCGCAGCCGGCGCCCGUCGCCGUGCAGGUCACGGUGCUGGGGACGCCCGCGGAGGAGCAAGGAGGAGGUAAAAUAGACCUGAUAAACGCCGGAGCGUUCGAUGGCCUGGAUGUGGUUUUCAUGGCGCACCCCUCGCAAGAAAACGCGGCUUACCUGCCCGAUGUGGCCGAGCACGAUGUGACUGUGAAAUACUAUGGAAAAGCUUCUCAUGCUGCUGCUUAUCCUUGGGAAGGAGUUAAUGCAUUAGAUGCUGCUGUUCUUGCAUACAACAAUCUGUCUGUUUUAAGACAGCAAAUGAAACCGACCUGGAGAGUUCAUGGUGUAAUAAAAAAUGGUGGUGUGAAACCUAACAUCAUUCCUUCUUACACUGAACUAGAGUUUUACUUGCGUGCCCCUUCAAUGAAAGACCUUUCUGUUCUGACAGAGAAGGUCGAGAACUGCUUCAGAUCUGCAGCACUGGCCACAGGAUGCAAAGUGGAAAUAAAAGGUGGUGAAAAUGAUUACUACAAUGUGCUUCCAAAUAAGAGCCUGCAGAAAGUUUACAAGGAGAACGGAAAGAAGCUUGGAAUAGAAUUUAUAUCAGAAGACUGUAUCUUGAAUGGCUUGUCAGGUUCCACGGACUUUGGAAAUGUUACAUUUGUAGUCCCUGGGCUUCAUCCUUAUUUUUAUAUUGGCUCUGAUGCAUUGAAUCAUACUGAGCAGUACACAGAAGCUGCAGGGUCACAGAAUGCUCAGUUCUAUGCUUUGCGCACAGCAAAAGCUCUGGCAAUGACAGCACUGGAUGUCAUUUUCAAGCCAGGUCUGCUAGAAGAAGUCAGGGAAGACUUCAGACAGGUGAAGCUAAAAGAAGAGGAGCAAAUAAGUCCAGUAGAACCUAACAAAGAAUCUGGCAUUGGCAUAGGAGCAUGUGCAUCACAUUAAACUUUAUUAAACCUCUCUCAGUAGGAUUGACUUAAUGGAGAUGCGCCAUUUAAAUCCCAGAAGGGGCUGGAUAAACACAUAGCUGAAGAAAUGUUCAUUUUUCUUUUUGGACUUUAGGAGAAGCAAAUAGUAUCAUUGCUUUCAAAAAAUGUGCAAUUUCAUCUAGCUGUAAUGUUUGCUAUAUUCAGUAUGGUGAUGAAUUUCAGAGAGAGAUCUCAAAUAUGUUGUCUUUAAGUUGCAAUGUUGAAUAAAUGAUAGUGUUUAGAUCCCUUGUCAGUGAUUUUCUAUGUAUUGCUAAAGUAUAUAGGGGAAACACAGCAUGUACAUGGAAAUUCUUGUUCUAAAAUGAGCACUGUUCACUCGGUGAUCACAGGGGGAAUCUGAUCUAAGAAGCGUUUUUCUCUGGCCAGUCACUUUUUCUUGGGGCAAGAUAGAGGCUUAAAACCUGAGCUGGUUUCAGUGGAGAGAAGGGUAUAUGUUUGGAAGCGUGCCUGGUUUUGACAAUAGUAGCUUCUAGCAAUGGAAGAGAACGGCUUGUAUGGAAAUGUGAUCUGUAAAGGUUGAUUGUUCUGAGAUGCACUGACCUUCCUCCUCAUAAAUUUUGGAGGUGUCGUGGAGAAGUCAAUCAAAAAAAUCGGAGAGUAACUAAAUGUUCAACACAUUUAAACCACUGCAGGGAAAAUGCAAGUGCAUCUUUUUUAAGUUCUACUCUAAGGCAAUAUAAGUGUCCACACAAGGUGUUGCACUAACUAAACUGAUCUGAAGAAUGUGUAUGAACUUAGCUAAACCAGGGGAAAUCUUUGUAAAGAUUCAAGUGUGGUACUGUGAAGCAGUAAAUGAAGGUGACCUUAAACUGGUUGUGUGCAUACCCCUGU
This is a messenger RNA of Haliaeetus leucocephalus (bald eagle), 2231 nucleotides long. It is a transcript of the gene PM20D2, whose product is annotated as peptidase M20 domain containing 2. Lineage: Eukaryota; Metazoa; Chordata; Aves; Accipitriformes; Accipitridae. The coding region runs from base 1 to 1356 and encodes 451 amino acids. The transcript is spliced from 7 exons. The record is from RefSeq and is a predicted model, not a curated record. Gene Ontology annotation, molecular function: dipeptidase activity.